GUCUCAAGUCUCAUUUCGUCACUUUCCGCUUAGACUCGCUAUUGCCUAUUGCUGCGAAGACUCUUCCACACUUCUCCAGGAACGGGAAAUCAGUCAAUCACCAUUGUCAUCGCCAGCCAGAUGCAUCUUCAUCUUUUUCAGCCAUCAUUGAUUUUCAAUCAUUCUUCUGUGUGAUUUUGGCUUUUGUGCAGACUGGCUUCUCACAAGGGGUUGGUGGAUUAUGUUACAUUAACUGUGUAUAAAGGAGACAGGAUUUUUUCUGAUGGCAUCAAGGGCAAUAUUGCGAAGGAAAAAGAGCCUUUUUCAUUCCCUCAACCAAAAUUCUUCUUUGGUUCGAAGUUUUUCAGGUUAUGAGAACCGAGAAUCCUCUAAAACUCAUAACUCUUCUGAUUGGAGCCGGUCUACAAUUCAUCAAUUACCGAAUAUAGAUGAUAGAAAGGAAGAAAAUUCACUUUAUCACACUAAAGUUGUACCAUCAACUACUUGGGGAAGAGGAUUCACAAGUUACAAUUCUUGGGAAUUUCCAUCCUUGGGUUCAAGGACUGUUAGGGCAUGGUUUGUUUCACCUUUGCCGAUAAGGUUGGUGUUGGACAAUCAGCACUAUUCCUCGACUGCUGCUGCAGGUCAGCCUGACUUUGGUAGUGGGAAUGAUAAAAAAGAAGAGGAAGCUGCUAUUAAAAAAAAGAAGGAACCUUCACCAGAGGAAUGUGACCAGGCAGUAGAAGGUUUGAGCUCAGUUAAGGCUAAAGCAAAAGCCAAACAAGUGCAAGAGUCCCAUAAGGUUGUUAAACCUGUAUUGAGGAGAAUAUGGGCUAUGCUUCUUGGGAUUGGUCCUGCUUUAAGGGUUAUUGCUUCAAUGAGCAGGGAGGACUGGGCAAAGAAGAUGCGACAUUGGAAAGAUGAAUUUAAGUCUACGAUGCAACACUAUUGGUUGGGUACAAAACUACUUUGGGCUGAUAUUAGGAUAAGCUCAAGGCUAUUGUUAAAACUUGCUGGUGGGAAGAGCCUCUCCAGGAGGGAAAGACAGCAACUAACACGGACAACAGCUGAUAUUUUCAGGCUAGUUCCUUUUGCAGUUUUCAUCAUUGUUCCAUUCAUGGAGUUUUUGCUGCCGGUAUUCCUUAAACUGUUUCCGAACAUGUUGCCAUCAACAUUUCAGGAUAAGAUGAAAGAACAGGAGGCCCUGAAAAGGAGGUUAAAUGCAAGGAUAGAAUAUGCAAAGUUUCUGCAAGACACAGUAAAAGAAAUGGCAAAAGAAGUUCAAAACUCUCGAAGUGGAGAAAUAAAGAAAACAGCAGAAGAUCUUGAUGAGUUUAUGAAUAAAGUCAGGAGGGGUGCUCAAGUGUCCAAUGAAGAGAUUUUAGGCUUUGCCAAGUUAUUCAAUGAUGAACUCACUUUAGAUAACAUUAGCAGACCCCGCUUGGUGAAUAUGUGCAAAUAUAUGGGUAUCAGUCCAUAUGGUACAGAUGCAUACUUGCGUCACAUGCUUCGACAGAAACUCCAGAAGAUAAAAAAUGAUGAUAAAUUGAUACAAUUAGAGGGUGUGGAGUCGCUCUCUGAGGAGGAACUUCGCCAAGCAUGUCGAGAGCGGGGUUUACUUGGACUACUUUCAGUGGAUGAAAUGCGACAGCAGUUGCGUGAUUGGCUGGAAUUAUCUCUCAACCAUUCAGUUCCAUCUUCUUUGCUAAUACUUUCUAGAGCCUUUUCAGUCUCUGGUAAAGUGAAACCUGAGGAAGCUGUUCAAGCAACACUCUCUUCGCUCCCAGAUGAAGUAGUGGAUACUGUUGGAAUCACAUCCUUGCCAUCUGAAGAUUCUGUUUCUGAAAGGAGAAGGAAGCUGGAGUUCCUAGGAAUGCAAGAAGAAUUGAUCAAGGAGGAGGAAGAGAAAGAGGAAGAGGAGCAGGCUAGGAUGAAGGAGUCUGCAGCUAAGCAGAAGGAUGUUGCUUUAGAAGAAAUGACAAUUCCAACAGCUAGAGAAGCAGAAGAACUGGAGAAUGCCAAAAGCUUAGAUAAACAAGAGCAGCUUUGUGAGAUCAGUCGCGCAUUGGCUGUUUUAGCUUCAGCAUCUUCGGUGAGCCAGGAGCGGGAAGAAUUCUUGAGACUUGUUAAGAAAGAGAUAGAUUUGUACAAUAGUGUUGUGAACCAAGAGGGAACUGAUGGUGAGGAAGAAACCAAGAAGGCCUACAGAGCAGCUAGGGAGGAUAUUGAUGACACUACAGAGACAACUGUAAAUGAUAAAGUUUCAGCAGCACUCAUUAACCGGGUUGAUGCCAUGCUCCACAAGCUUGAAAAGGAAAUUGAUGAUGUGGAUGCAAAAAUUGGUGAUCGAUGGCGGUUGCUUGAUAGGGAUUAUGAUGGCAAAGUUACUCCUGAGGAAGUUGCUUCAGCUGCUAAUUACCUCAAAGACACCUUAGCUAAGGAGGGUAUUCAAGAGCUUAUCAGCAACCUCUCUAAAGAUAGAGAAGGAAAAAUCCUUGUGGAAGAUAUUGUCAAAUUAGCAAGCAAAACGGGAGAUUCUGAAACAAGUGAAGAAGCAAAAGCCUAAGAGGCAAACGGGCUUCGAGUAGGUAACUGGAAAUAGAGCUGCCUCAGCUUUUUGUGAAUCAUGGAUGCUUAAUAUAUAGAGCAGAAGUUUAAUUUUUUUUUUUUUUGUUUUUGUUUUUGUUUUUGGUUUAUAAACAAUAGAAAAUAUUCUCAAAUUUUACCAUUUUGUUGUUGAUGCUUUGGCUUUGCCCUUUCUGGCAAGUUUGUAUAUUGAUUAUACUAUCACCUGUCUCAUAUCGAACGAUAUGUUACCUUUUUCAAAUUUCAAUAAAUUUGUGAAAACAAUAAAAAGUCUUAGCGAAGAAAAUUGCAUUA
Molecule: messenger RNA, 2859 nt
Organism: Ipomoea triloba (trilobed morning glory)
Lineage: Eukaryota; Viridiplantae; Streptophyta; Magnoliopsida; Solanales; Convolvulaceae
Product: mitochondrial proton/calcium exchanger protein-like
Exons: 15
Coding region: 263-2545 (760 amino acids)
Biological process (GO): intracellular monoatomic cation homeostasis
Cellular component (GO): mitochondrial inner membrane
Molecular function (GO): ribosome binding; calcium ion binding
Source: RefSeq, a predicted model, not a curated record